UAUAUACGUAAUUAUAAAAACCAACAAAAACAAAACUCUAAUGUCGCCGGAAAAAUCUAUUUGGGCUUACUUUAAUCACUUCAUUAUGAGCAAUAUUAGUUAUUUCCUAGAUGAGGUCGAUGGUUAUUUAUAUUACCUCGGUGGUACCUAUGGUGCUAUUACGUUAGCGGGUAUAGCUGCGGCGUCAGUGUAUUAUUAUGCCUCUCGACCCAUCCCAGAAAAACCACUUGUGCCUCUGGAAAAUCAAUCGCCCAUUUUAGAGGGUCCUGAACAAAUACACGUAUCUAAAUUUUAUAAAGAAUCCAAAAAUGGCAAAUUUGUCAGUUACAUCACAGAAAAUGUGCGUACCCUGUAUCAAACAUUUCGUGAAGGUGCCUACGUGUCGAACAACGGACCCUGCUUGGGUUGGCGUGAAACUCUGACAUCGCCAUAUCAAUGGAUAAAUUAUGAUGAAGCUUUGUUACGAGCCAAAAAUUUUGGUGCGGGAAUGUUAGCUUUGGGUGCUCGACCCAAACAACUAAUUGGCAUAUAUUCACAAAAUCGACCGGAAUGGAUAUUGUACGAGCAAGGUUGUUAUUGCUAUUCCCUAGUUGUAGUACCACUUUACGAUACACUUGGACCAGAUGCAUGUGCUUUUAUAAUACGUCAAACAGAAAUGUCAAUUGUCGUUGUAGAAGACGAUCCUAAGGCAAUUAUGUUGCUUGAAAAGGCACCACGAACACUAAAAAUCAUGGUAGCUAUUAAGCCCAUACGUCAGUCAACACUAGAUCGUGCCAGGAGUCAUGGCAUACAAGUGUUAUCAUUUAUUGAUGUAGAAAAAUUGGGUGCUAAAGGUACUCAUCCCGAAUUGCCGCCAAAUGCAGAAGAUUUGUGUACCGUGUGUUAUACUUCAGGUACUACUGGAAACCCUAAGGGUGUCAUGCUUACGCAUGGUAAUAUUGUGGCUGGCGUAUGUGCCGUUAUAUUACAAAUGGGUGAGCAUCGUAUACGUGCUAGUGAUGUAAUGAUAUCGUACCUGCCUUUAGCGCACAUGUUUGAACGCUGCUGUGAGAAUGGCAUGUAUUACGUAGGUGGCUGUGUUGGAUUCUAUUCUGGUAACAUUAAAGAAUUGACCAAUGAUUUGAAAAUGCUGAAACCAACUGUUAUGCCAACCGUUCCCCGCCUGCUAAAUCGCGUUUAUGACAAAAUACAAAAUGAAAUCUCUGCGUCAUCAAUCAAACGUGCCCUCUUCAAUAUGGCAAUGAAGGCUAAACAAAAGGAAAUCGCACGGGGUAUUCUUCGAAGAAAUGGCUGUUGGGAUAAGCUAGUUUUUAAAAAAGUACAUUUAGCUUUUGGAGGCAAUUUACGUUUGAUGGUUGUCGCUUCAGCUCCUUUGGCUGGAAAUGUUUUAACAUUUAUGCGUUGUGCUCUUGGCUGCCUUGUUUUUGAAGGUUAUGGUCAAACAGAGUGUACAGGAGCUAUAACAUUAACCGUACAGGGUGAUUACGUGCCUGAUCAUGUGGGUCCACCUGUAUCUUGUAAUGCAAUUAAGCUUGUGGAUGUUCCAGAAAUGGAAUAUUUCGCUAAUCAAAAUACCGGAGAAGUUUGUGUUCGUGGGUCCAAUGUAUUUCAUGGAUACUACAAAGAUCCAGAAAAAACUGCUGAGGCCAUUGAUACUGAAGGUUGGCAUCAUACUGGCGAUAUCGGUAAAUGGCUACCAAAUGGCACAUUGCGUAUAAUUGAUAGGCGUAAGCAUAUUUUCAAACUAAGUCAAGGAGAAUAUAUCGUACCAGAAAAAAUCGAAAAUAUUUACACAUUAAGUCAAUAUGUAAAUCAAGUUUAUGUAUAUGGUGAAAGUCUGAAGAGCUGCAUUAUUGCUGUUGUCGUGCCUGAUGUCGAUGUAUUGAAGCAAUGGGCUAUAGAUAAUAAUGUACGCGGUACACUAUCAGUUUUAUGCAAUAAUCACAAUGUUAAGGAAUUGAUUAUGAACGAUAUGUUAAAUUGGGGAAAACGAAGUGGCUUAAAAUCCUUUGAACAGGUGAAAGAUAUUUAUCUGCAUCCCGAUCUAUUUUCGGUACAAAAUGGACUGCUAACACCAACAUUCAAAUCAAAACGCCCACAGUUGAAAAGUUACUUUAAACCACAACUCGAGGAUAUGUAUAAACAUUUAGAUUAAAAUAAGCUUAAUGUCAAAGAAACUAAAUAAUUUAAUAAAAUUAUUAUA
Teleopsis dalmanni is the source of this 2203-nucleotide messenger RNA. Its product is annotated as long-chain-fatty-acid--CoA ligase 5. The transcript is spliced from 10 exons. Gene Ontology annotation, molecular function: long-chain fatty acid-CoA ligase activity. Gene Ontology annotation, cellular component: membrane; endoplasmic reticulum. Lineage: Eukaryota; Metazoa; Arthropoda; Insecta; Diptera; Diopsidae. The coding region runs from base 41 to 2155 and encodes 704 amino acids. Gene Ontology annotation, biological process: long-chain fatty acid metabolic process. The record is from RefSeq and is a predicted model, not a curated record.